GCCGCUCCCCCACCACCCCUCCCUCUCGCCCGAGACCCCCGAAACGUAACCGGCCUCUUCUGCCCCUGGCCGGGCCCCGCCGGCUGCUGCUUUUUUCUUUCCUUUUUUUAAAAAAUUUUAUCAGUCAGUUCUCCUUGCCCCAACCUCCGCUUCCACCUCCCCCGCUCCCCCUUCUUGGCCCCCAACAUGACGAGAGAGUGGGAUUUAGCCGGCCGGGGGCGACCACUUUGUGCGUCCCGGGGAGCGGGACCCGCCCAAGGCGCGCCCAGCGGGGGACGCGGUGACCGAGGGGCCGGGAGCGCCAGGCAGGGAGGAGAACUGCCAGGCUGGGCUCUCCACUGCUUUUCUAAAAAUCUUGGAAACUUUGUCCUUCAUUGAAUUACGACACUGUCCACCUUUAAUUUUCUCGAAAACGCCUGUAACUCAGCUGAAGCCAUGCCUUGUGUUCAGGCGCAGUAUGGGUCCUCGCCUCAAGGAGCCAGCCCCGCUUCUCAGAGCUACAGUUACCACUCUUCGGGAGAAUACAGCUCCGAUUUCUUAACUCCAGAGUUUGUCAAGUUUAGCAUGGACCUCACCAACACUGAAAUCACUGCCACCACUUCUCUCCCCAGCUUCAGUACCUUUAUGGACAACUACAGCACAGGCUACGACGUCAAGCCACCUUGCUUGUACCAAAUGCCCCUGUCCGGACAGCAGUCCUCCAUUAAGGUAGAAGACAUUCAGAUGCACAACUACCAGCAACACAGCCACCUGCCCCCCCAGUCCGAGGAGAUGAUGCCGCACUCCGGGUCGGUUUACUACAAGCCCUCCUCUCCCCCGACGCCCACCACCCCGGGCUUCCAGGUGCAGCACAGCCCCAUGUGGGACGACCCAGGCUCCCUCCACAACUUCCACCAGAACUACGUGGCCACCACGCACAUGAUUGAGCAGAGGAAAACGCCGGUCUCCCGCCUCUCCCUCUUCUCCUUUAAGCAGUCGCCCCCCGGCACCCCCGUGUCUAGCUGCCAGAUGCGCUUCGACGGGCCCCUGCACGUCCCCAUGAACCCGGAGCCGGCGAGCAGCCACCACGUGGUGGACGGGCAGACCUUCGCUGUGCCCAACCCCAUCCGAAAGCCCGCGUCCAUGGGCUUCCCCGGCCUGCAGAUCGGUCACGCGUCGCAGCUGCUCGACACGCAGGUGCCCUCGCCGCCGUCGCGGGGCUCCCCUUCCAACGAGGGGCUGUGCGCCGUGUGCGGCGACAACGCGGCCUGCCAGCACUACGGCGUGCGCACCUGUGAGGGCUGCAAAGGGUUCUUUAAGCGCACGGUGCAAAAAAACGCGAAAUACGUGUGUUUAGCAAAUAAAAACUGCCCAGUGGACAAGCGGCGCCGGAAUCGCUGUCAGUACUGCAGAUUUCAGAAGUGCCUGGCUGUUGGGAUGGUGAAAGAAGUGGUUCGCACAGACAGUUUAAAAGGCCGGAGAGGUCGUUUACCUUCGAAACCGAAGAGCCCACAGGAGCCCUCUCCCCCCUCGCCCCCGGUGAGUCUGAUCAGUGCCCUCGUCAGGGCCCAUGUCGACUCCAACCCGGCUAUGACCAGCCUGGACUAUUCCAGGUUCCAGGCGAACCCUGACUAUCAGAUGAGUGGAGAUGACACCCAGCAUAUCCAGCAAUUCUAUGAUCUCCUGACUGGCUCCAUGGAGAUCAUCAGGGGCUGGGCGGAGAAGAUCCCCGGCUUCGCUGACCUGCCCAAAGCCGACCAGGACCUGCUUUUCGAGUCGGCUUUCCUAGAACUAUUUGUGCUGAGAUUAGCAUACAGGUCCAACCCAGUGGAGGGUAAACUCAUCUUUUGCAAUGGGGUGGUCUUGCACAGGUUGCAAUGCGUUCGUGGCUUUGGGGAAUGGAUUGAUUCCAUUGUUGAAUUCUCCUCCAACUUGCAGAAUAUGAACAUCGACAUUUCUGCCUUCUCCUGCAUUGCUGCCCUGGCUAUGGUCACAGAGAGACACGGUCUCAAGGAACCCAAGAGAGUGGAGGAGCUGCAAAACAAGAUUGUAAAUUGUCUCAAAGACCAUGUGACUUUCAAUAAUGGGGGCUUGAACCGCCCCAACUAUUUGUCCAAACUGUUGGGGAAGCUUCCAGAACUCCGUACGCUUUGCACGCAGGGGCUACAGCGCAUUUUCUACCUGAAACUGGAAGAUUUGGUACCACCACCAGCAAUAAUUGACAAACUUUUCCUGGACACUUUACCUUUCUAAGACCUCCUUCCAUGCACUUCAAAGAAACUGGAAAGAAACCUAAAACUGUCCAGAGGGGGCAAGUCACAAGGGCACAGAGAUACCCCUGAGCUGCCUCAGCUCUAGCCGGCCCCCACCCCUUCCAUACACCUUGGCCCUUGAUCUCUAAAGAAAACAAACAAACAAACAACAACAAAAGCAAAAACUGUUACUAUUUCCUAACCUGCAGGCAGAACCUGAAAGGGCAUUUUGGCUCCGGGGCAUCCUGGAUUUAGAACACGGACUACACACAAUACAGUGGUAUAAACUUUUUAUUAUCAGUUUAAAAAUCAUUUUAUUGUUCAGAAGGAAGCUUCUUAAUGUAUGACGGAAAACAUUUGGCCAUGUUUGGUUGUUGCAGUUAAGACAAAUGUAAUACACAUAGACACAUACACACACACCCACAUUGUAAGGGGACCCACAAGUAUUGCCCUUUAAAAGACUUCAAAGUUUUCUGCUGUAAAGAAAGCUGUAAUAUAUAGUAAAACUAAAUGUUGCGUGGGUGGCAUGAGUUGAAGAAGGCAAAGGCUUGUAAAUUUACCCAAUGCAGUUUGGCUUUUUAAAUUAUUUUGUGCCUAUUUAUGAAUAAAUAUUACAAAUUCUAAAAGAUAAGUGUGUUUGCAAAAAAAAAAAAGAAAAAAGAAAUAACCACAAAAAAGGGACAAGCAUGUUGAUUCUAGGUUGAAAAUGUUAUAGGCACUUGCUACUUCAGUAAUGUCUAUAUUAUAUAAAUAGUAUUUCAGACACUAUGUAGUCUGUUAGAUUUUAUAAAGAUUGGUAGUUACCUGAGCUUAAACAUUUUCUCAAUUGUAAAAUAGGUGGGCACAAGUAUUACACAUCAGAAAAUCCUGACAAAAGGGACACAUAGUGUUUGUAACACCGUCCAACAUUCCUUGUUUGUAAGUGUUGUAUGUACCGUUGAUGUUGAUAAAAGAAAGUUUAUAUCUUGAUUAUUUUGUUGUCUAAAGCUAAACAGAACUUGCAUGCAGCAGCUUUUGACCGUUUCCAGAGUGCUUAUAAUAUACAUAACUCCCUGGAAAUUACUGAGCACUUUGAAUUUUUUUGUUUUUUGUUUUAAUGUCUAAGAUUGUCAGUUAAUAUAUUAUUUUAUGUUUGAGUAAGAAUUUUAAUAUUGCCAUAUUCUGUAGUAUUUUUCUUUGUAUAUUUCCAGUAUGGCACACGAUAUGAGUCACUGCCUUUUUUUCUAUGGUGUAUGACAGUUAGAGACGCUGAUUUUUUUUUCCUGAUAAAUUCUUUCUUUGAGAAAGACAAUUUUAAUGUUUACAACAAUAAACUAUGUAAAUGAACA
Messenger RNA from Aethalodelphis obliquidens (Pacific white-sided dolphin), 3559 nucleotides. It is a transcript of the gene NR4A2, whose product is annotated as nuclear receptor subfamily 4 group A member 2. The record is from RefSeq and is a predicted model, not a curated record. NCBI's taxonomy places the organism in Eukaryota, Metazoa, Chordata, Mammalia, Artiodactyla, Delphinidae. The coding region runs from base 436 to 2232 and encodes 598 amino acids. Gene Ontology annotation, molecular function: nuclear glucocorticoid receptor binding; zinc ion binding; RNA polymerase II cis-regulatory region sequence-specific DNA binding. Gene Ontology annotation, biological process: regulation of transcription by RNA polymerase II; dopaminergic neuron differentiation; central nervous system neuron differentiation. Gene Ontology annotation, cellular component: nucleus; transcription regulator complex. The transcript is spliced from 8 exons.